GUUCGCCACGCGGCCCCUGGAGUGGCAUCGCAGCGCCGGAUUCACCGCCCCGCCGCGAGUGCGCCUGCGCGGCCGCCGGGGCUUUCCACCUCCGCUUCCCCUCCCCCUGGCCCCCGCGGGGGGCUCCGGGCCCGGCGGGAUCAUGUUUACCAGCACCGGCUCCAGUGGGCUUUACAAGGCACCUCUGUCGAAGAGUCUUUUGCUGGUCCCCAGCGCCCUGUCCCUUUUGCUGGCCCUCCUCCUGCCUCACUGCCAGAAGUUCUUUGUGUAUGACCUCCAAGCAGUCAAGAACGACUUCCAGGUUUGGAGGUUGAUAUGUGGAAGAAUAAUUUGCCUUGAUGUGAAAGAUACUUUCUGCAGCAGUCUGCUUAUUUAUAAUUUUAGGAUAUUUGAAAGAAGAUAUGGAAGCAGAAAAUUUGCAUCCUUUUUGCUGGGCUCCUGGGUUUUGUCAGCCUUGUUUGACUUGGUCCUCGUUGAAGCUGUGCAGUACUCAUUUGGUGUCACUGCAGCCAGUAAUUUGCCUUCUGGAUUCCUGGCACCUGUGUUUGCUCUGUUUGUACCAUUUUACUGCUCCAUACCAAGAGUCCAAGUGGCACAAAUUCUGGGCCCGUUGUCCAUCACAAACAAGACAUUGAUUUAUAUAUUGGGACUACAGCUUUUCACCUCUGGUUCCUACAUCUGGAUUGUAGCCAUAAGUGGACUUAUUUCCGGUGUGUGCUAUGACAGCAAAAUGUUCCAAGUCCACCAAGUACUCUGCAUCCCCACCUGGAUGGCAAAGUUCUUCUCUUGGACACUGGAACCCAUCUUCUCAUCUUCAGAACCCACCAACGAAGCCAGAAUUGGGAUGGGAGCCACAGUGGACAUCCAGAGACAGCAGAGGAUGGAGUUGCUGGAUCGGCAGCUGAUGUUCUCUCAGUUUGCACAGGGGAGGCGGCAAAGACAGCAGCAGGGAGGAAUGAUCAACUGGAAUCGUCUUUUCCCUCCUUUACGUCAGCGACAGAACAUCAACUAUCAGGAUGGCCGGCAGUCCGAACAGGCAGCAUCCCCUCCUCUAGAGGUUUCUGAGGAACAGGUUGCCCGGCUCAUGGAGAUGGGAUUUUCCAGAGGUGAUGCUUUGGAGGCCCUGAGGGCUUCCAAUAAUGACCUCAACGUGGCCACCAACUUUCUGCUGCAGCAUUGAUGGCCGAGACUGAUGCCAGGUCCGGCCCAGCCACUGAGUGACAGUGGCAUGGUCCCUGCCACCAAAUCAGCCCCGAGGAUCAGACACCACUGGCGCUGACAUUCUCCUGGGGAGAGGGCAGUCCCCGCUGUGCCCCUGCCCUGAACUCCAAGAUUGUUAUCAUUAGCGUAUCAAAAUAAGUUUGCCAUUAAAUUAGCAUGUAUUUUCUAUCUUUAUUUUUUUAUUGGGCCUUUUCCCUAGUUAGAAGAAUCAUCCGUCACUCAUUCCUGUUGUGUUUAAAAUGCAUUGACAUUGCCCAUGUCUGCAGACAGUUGGCGGGCACUGGGAUGGGGAGUCUUCUUACUGUAAUGCAUUAUCCUACUCACAUCUGAACGGUGUCGUCAUGGAGGGAGAGGCUACUGUUAGUUCAGAAAGGACAUGUCAUAUCGUUCUAUAUUAUGGACUCUCUUAAUCGCUUUUUUUUUUCCCCUCAAACAGUGUCUGUUCAGUAUCCAAACCUCCUCAGGGAUGAGGGGGCACCAGGGAGCCAAAUCCCACUCCACACUGUUCCAGUCCAGGAGACUUUUCCCAAUUCCCUCCCCCUCGUCCAUUUUAAAAUGAUAAUCAAGUACUGACCUGGGGUUAAUUUUGCUCAGAAUAUCCAGAGGUAGCCUCUCAGGCUGGGGCGAGAUGGGACAGAAAGAAGGAACAGUGACCUUCCUGAGCCCUGCAGGCCCACGAAAGAGCUCAGUGGCUCCGGCUGCGGCUCAGUCUGGGAGGAGGAGACGCAGUUCCUUGUGACCCAUCCUCGCUGCGGGCUGCCUGCUGGGCCCUCCCCACUCGCAGCCCCUCCAGCAGCAGGUUCCCCUGAGACCCGGGCCUGGAUCCAAAGGUGGCAGGAGGCAGGGUGGACUGGAAGAUGGGAGCCAGUGGGGAGGGGAGAGGCAGGGGGACCGCCCUGAGCUCAAAAGAUCCAAGCAAGCCGGCUCUCCCGAGGGGCAGCCGCUCUGUUCUGUCCUGUUCUGCAAGACAGGCAGCAGUGUAUCAAAUUGAUGCAAAUCUAGACGUGUGAUACUUACAAUAAAGUUUUUAAUGUUUUACUUUUCAUUGUUUUGACUUAUCUAAAUAGAACUUUAUUCCAGGAUGUACAUAUGGCAUUAAAAAGAAAUUACCAAACCA
Messenger RNA from Carlito syrichta (Philippine tarsier), 2338 nucleotides. It is a transcript of the gene UBAC2, whose product is annotated as UBA domain containing 2. The transcript is spliced from 9 exons. The record is from RefSeq and is a predicted model, not a curated record. The coding region runs from base 143 to 1180 and encodes 345 amino acids. Gene Ontology annotation, molecular function: protein binding; serine-type endopeptidase activity. NCBI's taxonomy places the organism in Eukaryota, Metazoa, Chordata, Mammalia, Primates, Tarsiidae.